GCUGCAAAGCUCACACUGAAUUUAAAAUUGUUUUAAACAAGUUUGACUUUAUAUACAUGAAAUAUAUCAUAUACAUCAUAUAUUAGAUAAACGAAGCUGAAAGCUUAUAUAAAAACAAGGUUAUAAAAGUCGAUAAUGAAAUGUGUUUAAAAAUUCAAAGUAACCUGCACAUUUAAUUGUGAGAAAUAUCCUCAUUAUGUUCUAGUGAUACGUAUAUAAUUCCCCCACAUAGAUGUUGAAAAAGUAACAAUGCCUACAAAUGAUAAGGUUAAUGGAAAGAACAUCAAGUCUCCUCAAAGAUGUGAAGGAACUUCAGUUUCUGGUUAUAAUACACCAGUUAGGAAAAAACAAAUUACAAAUAAUACACAAGAGUCUCCAGAUCUUGAUUAUCUUCAAAGUCCAAUUUUAUUUCCAUGUACACAAGAGAGCGCUACAGAAGUUGCAUGGGACUGGCAAAGUUCUUUAAAUAAAACUCCUGAAAGCAGAAAUAAAAAAAGAAACACCCAGUUUGAGACGCCAAAAAGAGCAAAAUUGUUGCAAAAGAAAAGAAAUUCAAACUCACCCUUAUUAUAUAAGCCGCUCAAAAAGAAAACCGUCAAGAUGGAAAGUAUAGAGAAUAUUGGACAAUUUUCAGCAGAAUUGCAAGCGUUAAAUGAACAAAUGAGACACAUAAAACAAAGUAAUACGAUUUCAUUCAAUGUUGACGUGAAAGAAGAAGAAGAAGAAGAAGAAGAAGAAGAAGGAGGAGGAGGAGGAGGAGGAGGAGGAGGAGGAGAAAGAGAAAGAGAAAGAGGAAGAGGAAGAGAAAGAGACAAAAGACAUAGAGAUAGAGAAGAAAAGAUGGUAUUAGCCUCGAGAAACACAAACGAGGAAGUGGAAGAUCAGCAGAAUUGCAUUGGCGAAACAAAUGAUUGUAACAAUAGUAAAAACGAUGGAAGUUAUGACGAUUUAUUUGAUGAUUCAGUAGAUGAAUGUAUGAUUAGAUGUACUCAAGAGAUGGAAGAAAAAUUCAAGUUGAUUGCGGACAAAGAAAAUUCCAUGAGCUCAGAUGUAAUUACCAAAAAGGAGCCACAUCAUAGUAGCAAUGUAGAUAAAACUUGCACAAAUUUUACUUGUAAUGAAAAUUCUAAAGUGUCACCCAAACACACUUCCUACAAGGGCACAAAUAAUAGUGCUGCAUUAAAAACAGGCUUCUCAUUGAGAAGAAGAAGCUUGGAAAGAAAUACUGCUGUGCAGAAGGACAAAAAUUUGUAUAGGACGUGUCUAAACAACAACGACACUAUGACACACUCCCACGUUAAAAAAAUAUGCGAUAACAGUACUUCGGUGAAGAGUAAUACCACAGAACUAUUUGGAGAUGACUCUUUCGAUGACUGUUUAGCAACCUGUAUUGAAGAUGAAAAGGUUGAAGAUGAGAAGGUCUUGUCUUCGUCGACAGUAUGCGAUAAGUUUUCAACUCGUCAAAACAAUGGUGCUGAAAGUGACAUUAGUUAUAAAUAUUUACCUCAAAAACUGUUAAAAUCGGAAGCCACAUCCGCAAAUUCUCUUAAGACUGCAAUACAAACGGAAACGUCUGCUUCCUCUUCCUUUCAACAUAGAAAGUUUUUUAAAACAAAAAGCUUGUCGGAUCACUUACAUUCGAUUAAAACCUCUACGAUAACAAACUCAAGUAUUACAAGUGCCUCUGUAAGUAAAACUACAAAUGUUAUAAAUGAGUACAAAAGCAGGAAUAGCGCAGUUCCAUUAGGCGCGGACCGCAUCGAAAGUUACAAUAUUAACAAGUGCCCAAUAAAAGAAAGUGAUCGUUUUAUUAGGCAUCAUUCGACUGGCAAUAUGAAAAGCGAUGUAGAAAAGGAAGUGACAAACAGAAGUUCGCAACCAGCUGGAUGUACCGCAGAAGAAAUUGAGAAGAAAAGAUUGCAAGCCAUUAUGAAACUUGAAGCGAAAAGAAAAUUGUAUUUUACGAAGAUUAAAAGUAAUAUUAAUAGAUGAGAACACAUAAAUGCUUUAUAUAAUAUAAAAUUUCUCUCGUGUGUUACACUCUCAAAACUCGAAAAAUAACA
This is a messenger RNA of Pseudomyrmex gracilis, 2063 nucleotides long. RefSeq names its product TRAF3-interacting protein 1-like. The transcript has 2 exons. Bases 250 to 1992 code for a protein of 580 amino acids. NCBI's taxonomy places the organism in Eukaryota, Metazoa, Arthropoda, Insecta, Hymenoptera, Formicidae. The record is from RefSeq and is a predicted model, not a curated record.